Messenger RNA from Cokeromyces recurvatus, 5258 nucleotides. Its product is annotated as 1,3-beta-glucan synthase component-domain-containing protein. The record is from RefSeq and is a predicted model, not a curated record. Gene Ontology annotation, cellular component: plasma membrane; 1,3-beta-D-glucan synthase complex. Bases 1 to 5139 code for a protein of 1712 amino acids. Gene Ontology annotation, biological process: (1->3)-beta-D-glucan biosynthetic process; fungal-type cell wall polysaccharide biosynthetic process. The transcript has 4 exons. NCBI's taxonomy places the organism in Eukaryota, Fungi, Mucoromycota, Mucoromycetes, Mucorales, Mucoraceae. Gene Ontology annotation, molecular function: 1,3-beta-D-glucan synthase activity.
AUGACCUCUCUUAAUAGCCAUAGACUCCAAUCACCAACUCCAUUUACCUCAAACGAAGAAUUGUCAUCAGAGACACUUAAUAAUGCCCAUCAAAUACCUUAUCCAGCAUGGACGAGCUCAGCUCAUCUCCAUACUUUACCUUCUUAUCACCAAAUUCAAGCGAUAUUUGUCGGUCUAAAAAAUGCAUUUGGAUUUCAAUACGAUAGUAUGCUGAACAUGCUGGACCACUUUAUGAUUAUGCUUGAUUCUCGUGCGUCGCGUAUGUCCCCUACAAUGGCACUGUUGACUUUACAUGCUGAUUAUAUAGGUGGGCCUAAUGCUAAUUAUCGAAAAUGGUAUUUUACAGUACAACUAGACUUGAAUGAUCCAGCUAUCUCCUUAGGAGGAAAUAGUAGUAGCAAGGAUAAUACACGACAACCCACUUUGAAGGAAUCAGAGGAAAUAUGGCGUACCAAGAUGGAGCAAAUGUCGGAUGUUAAGCGCAUAAGGCAAUUAGCUUUAUGGUUAAUGGUAUGGGGCGAGGCCUCUAUAAUUCGAUUUUGCCCUGAAGUACUUUGCUUUAUUUUUAAACUUGCUGAUGAUGCAGCUGAUACUAAAUUAGCCAAUAUUCAACAGAGGAGGAUGAUAGCUUCUGAAGGAGAAUUUUUAGAUAAAAUAAUCAAGCCCUUAUAUAAUUUUGCUAAGAAUCAAGUAUAUUAUAAAGAUAAGCAUGGAGAUAUUACCUGUCGUGAACGAGAUCAUUCAGAUAUAAUUGGUUAUGAUGAUAUAAAUCAGUUCUUCUGGUCCUCCAAAACGAUACAUCAACUUGUCCUACAAGAUAAAGUCAAGUUAUUUACAUUGGCUCCUCAUCUAAGAUUUGAUGCAUUACGGAAUAUUAAUUGGAAAAGGGCCUUUCAGAAAACGUUUAAAGAAAAACGAUCUUGGAUGCAUUUAGCUGUUAAUUUUUCCCGAAUUUGGAUCAUUCAUAUUGUGUCCUUUUGGUAUUACAUUGCAGCGAAUUCUGAUAUUCUUUAUUUGGACAGUGAUGAAUCUAUUGCUGCAAAGGAGGUACCUGUCAAAAUAUCUUAUACUGCUUUGGGAGGUGCUUUAUCUACAUUGUUAGUUAUGCUUGGUUGUUUUGUUGAAUAUAUUUAUGUACCUAUGAAUUUUCAAAGAGCAGGGAUUUUAACACGUCGUAUCCUAUUACUAAUUCUAAUUUUAGCCCUAAAUGUGGGCCCAUCAGUCUAUUGUAUCAUGUUAAACAGAACAGGACAUCUUGCAAUGGCAAUAUCAAUCACGCAACUAAUUAUAAGUUUAGUCAGUAGUAUUUAUUUUGCUAUAACGCCACAAUCACAUCUAUUCAUUAGAUCUAAAGAAACAUCAAGUUCUUCGGGAUUUAAAGAAGCUCCAUUAAAUCAUGCCUUCACUGCAAGUUUCCCCCACUUGAAGAAAACAGAUCGACUCAUCUCUAUUGGCCUUUGGGUUUGUAUCUUUGGCUGUAAACUUGUAGAAUCUUAUUUUUUUAUUGCCUUAUCAUUUAAAGAUCCACUGAAGGCGAUAGCAAAUAUGAAAUUAUUUCAUUGUAAUGAUGCAAUCAUGGGCUCCUUUCUUUGUAGCUAUAUGCCAUUCAUUUCUCUAGUACUUAUGCUACUUAUGGAGCUAAUUCUUUUCUUCCUGGAUACCUAUCUAUGGUAUGUUGUUUGGAACACCAUAUUUUCUGCCGCAAGAUCGUUCUAUCUUGGCAUCUCUAUCUGGAGCCCUUGGAGGAACAUCUUUUCAAGACUACCGAAAAGAAUCUAUGCAAAAAUUUUGGCAACUUCAGAACUGGAUCUUGAAGUUCAACCAAAGAUGCUUUGUUCUCAGAUUUGGAAUGCCUUGGUUAUUUCGAUGUUUCGUGAGCAUUUAUUAUCCCCUGAACAAGUAUCUAAACUUUUAUAUAGACAGACAUCUGGUGUAGGAACUUCAAAGCCAACUUUAAAGUCCCCUUCCUUUUUUGUUUCUCAAGAUGAUAUUGCCUUCAAGACAGAGUACUAUCCUCAAAAGAGUGAAGCAAGUCGACGCAUUCAAUUUUUUGCACAAAGCUUAACUACUCCCAUGCCAGAGGUACUCCCAGUUCCCAAUAUGCCUACGUUUACAGUCAUGAUACCCCAUUACGGCGAAAAAUUAAUUUUAUCAUUAAGGGAAAUCAUUAGGGAAGAGGAUAAAAGCGCUCGACUCACUUUACUCGAAUAUUUAAAACAGCUUCACCCCUUUGAAUGGGAAAAUUUUGUAAAGGACACCAAGAUUUUAGCAGACGAAAAGCUACAUGAUGGAGGGGCUUUGGAUAAUGAAUCUGAUUCUGAUACAUCGCAGAGGUCUACCUUGAUUGCAGAUGAAAAGAUAGAAAGACAGCAUAAGAUUAACGAUCUCCCCUUUUAUUGUGUGGGCUUCAAGUCGGCUUCACCUGAAUAUACAAUGCGUACACGUAUAUGGGCCUCUCUUCGUACUCAAACCUUAUUUCGUACAAUUACAGGUUUUAUGAAUUACCAAAAGGCGAUCAAGUUACUCUACCGUGUUGAAACUCCAGAAUUAAAUUCCAGUCAGCAAACAAAUAUCUCUUCUCUUCCAAACCACAUAACUGAAGCUGAACUUGAGGAAAUGGCAAAUCGGAAAUUUCGUUUUGUAAUUGCCAUGCAACGGUAUGCUCAUCUCAGCUUUGAAGAAAAAGAAAGUGUUGAAUAUAUACUGAAGUCUUAUCCAAAUGUUCAAAUUGCUUACUUGGAGCAGGAAAUAGUUGGAGAAGAAACUGUUUUCCAUUCUGUAUUGAUUGACGGCCAGUGUCCUUAUAGGUUGGAUGGUAGUAGGUCUCCAAAAUAUAGAAUCCGACUUCCAGGUAACCCUAUUUUAGGUGAUGGUAAAUCAGAUAACCAAAAUACUGCACUUAUCUAUUAUCGUGGUGAAUAUUUACAACUGAUUGAUGCUAAUCAAGACAAUUAUUUGGAGGAAUGUAUAAAAAUUCGCAAUGUUUUAGGUGAAUUUGAAGAGAUGCAAACAAGUAACGAAUCACCUUAUUCUAUUAAUGAUCAUAAUAAAAGCCCGGUGGCCAUUGUAGGUGCUCGUGAAUAUGUUUUUUCUGAAAAUGUAGGUGUCCUCGGUGAUGUUGCUGCAGGUAAAGAGCAAACGUUUGGUACACUUACUCAGCGAAUUAUGGCUAUCAUUGGAGGAAGGCUUCAUUAUGGCCAUCCUGAUUUUCUUAAUGCUAUUUUUAUGACUACACGAGGCGGUGUGAGCAAGGCACAAAAGGGGCUUCAUUUGAAUGAAGACAUCUAUGCAGGUAUGAACGCCUUUACAAGAGGAGGCCGUAUUAAACAUGUUGAAUACUAUCAAUGUGGGAAAGGUCGUGAUCUUGGAUUUGGAUCUGUUCUUAACUUUGUUACCAAAAUUGGGUCUGGUAUGGGAGAGCAGAUGUUAUCUAGAGAAUAUUAUUACUUGGGCACACAACUUCCUUUAGACAGAUUCUUGACCUUCUUCUACGCACAUCCUGGUUUUCAUAUCAAUAACAUCUUUAUUAUACUUUCAGUACAUAUGUUUAUGUUUGUCCUUCUUUUUGUGGCUGCCAUUCGUGUACCAUUAACAAUAUGUACUAAUCCAACUUCAGAUCUUCCACUCACUCCAGAGGGAUGUUACGAUCUUGAACCCAUAUUUCAAUGGCUCCGGCGUGUUGUUACCUCUAUAUUUGCCAUCGUUUUCAUUGCCUUUUUCCCUCUCUUUUUACAAGAAUUAACAGAACGAGGAUUCUUUCGAGCAUGCAAUCGACUCUGUAAACAUAUGCUAUCAUUCGCGCCCUUAUUUGAAAUCUUUAUUACUCAAACGUAUACUAACUCUAUCUUGAGCAAUAUGACGUUUGGAGGUGCACGUUAUAUUGGUACAGGCCGUGGAUUUGCUACAGCACGUUUACCCUUUUCAUUACUCUAUUCACGAUUUGCUGAUACAAGUAUGUAUGCGGGUGCUCGCUUAGCUCUCAUGUUAUGUUUUGGCUCGUUUGUAUUAUGGAUACCUCAUUUGGCCUAUUUUUGGUUCACCAUUCUAGCCCUUAUCUUUUCACCUUUCUUAUUUAAUCCUCAUCAAUUCUGUUUAACGGACUUUUUAAUUGAUUAUCGUGAAUAUCUUCGUUGGCUUUCUCGUGGUAACGGCUCUAGCCACUCUAACUCAUGGAUUACCUUUUGUCGUUUCAUACGUAUGCGAACAACAGGUGUCAAGAAGAAGCGAUUAGCUAAUGGAAUAACAACAACAACAACAACAACAAAGAUGGUUGAAGCCCAACAAAGGCGUGCUUCUAUUGGAACAUUACUUUUUUCAGAAAUUUUGCUUCCUUUCGUAUUGGCCGUCCUGAGUAUGAUAGCUUAUUCAUUUAUUAAGAGUUUUGAUCAACAAGAGAGUGAAAAUUUUUACAGGAGGUACAGUACUCCCCUUACAGUAGCUGUAAUUGCAUUUGGACCUAUCUUAUUUAAUGCGGGUGCAUUGCUUGUCUUGUUUGUCUUUUCUCUAGUAGCCGGAUGUGCUGCUAACCUUUGCUGCGGUAUUAAGUUUGGUGCUACAAUUGCUGCUAUUGCACAUGGAUGGGCUGUCAUCAAUUUGAUUCUCUUUUUCGAAAUUUUAUAUUUCUUAGAGGACUGGAAGUUUGUUCAUGUUGUGUUGGGUAUGACUGCAAUUGUCUCUAUACAACGAUUUAUAUUCAAGUUGAUAACUGUUUCUUUAUUGACACGUGAAUUUUCUGAAGAUCAAAGUAAUCAAGGAUGGUGGACAGGCCGAUGGUACGGUAGAGGGUUUGGUUGGUAUGUAUUGACUCAACCAUUACGUGAAUUCAUUUGCAAAACGAUAGAAAUGAGUCUAUUUGCUAUGGAUUUUAUUAUGGGCCAUUUUAUUUUGUUUGUUUUAUUUAUCAUUUGCCUCCUUCCUGGUAUUGAUAAAUGGCACUCACUCAUGCUAUUCUGGUUAAAGCCAAGUGAACAAAUUCAAAAGCCUAUUUAUUCUGUAAAUCAAAGGAGGAAAAGAAGAAGGAUCGCCAUAUCUUACGGUAUUCUGUUAGUUAUUUUAUUCUUUACUUUUGCUGCCUUACUAGUUGCUCCUACUAUUUUUGGUCGUCGGUCCAAUUUUAAGUUCACUUCUUUAACUAUUUGAAAAAAAAAAAUUAUUUAUCAAUGUAAUUUUUAUAUAUGCAUAAUAAAUCAUGUCUUUUUUCCGUAAGAUCGGCAUAAUUUUAUUUAUCAAAUCAUUCGUAUAUGGAUGCAUCAAUUUAC